This is a messenger RNA of Macrosiphum euphorbiae (potato aphid), 597 nucleotides long. Lineage: Eukaryota; Metazoa; Arthropoda; Insecta; Hemiptera; Aphididae. The record is from the annotation of a GenBank genome assembly.
AUGGAUGACAACAAAGAUCAGUCGGAACCUAAGGCUCCGGACUAUCUCGAUUUGUACAACACAGUGACCGAAUUGCGAGAGAAAUUGCGCCUACUGGAAGCAUCGGCGACUUCGAACAAUCAACCGCCGACGUCGAACCUGCCAACGCUCGCCUCGACGACGUCAAAUGUUCCGGUCAUGACACCGUCCGUUGACUACCGCAUCCUGCCAGAUGUCAGCACGUCUAUUUGGACUUUUACCGGUCACGAGACUAGUGCACAAGCGGAUGACUGGAUCAGCUCCGUCGAUGGGUUGGCACAGGUGAACCACUGGCCGUUAAGGUAUCGACUCCAGUAUGUACGUGCGCAUGUGACAGAAGCCGCUCGUAGUUGGUUCUUACUAGAAGUAUUUGAGGAUUGGGACUAUUUUGUACAGAGAUUCCGUAGGACGUUCGUGCGUACACUACGAAAGGCAGACCUAUGGAGGGAACUUGAAGCACGGAUUCAGGCAAUGAACGAACCCACAAUUGACUAUUACUACGCGAAAAUCGGAUUGUGCCGUUCAUUAAGCCUGAGCUUCGCCGAAACGCGUGACUAUAUCCUCGAAGGACUUAGGUGA